Helobdella robusta is the source of this 1659-nucleotide messenger RNA. RefSeq lists its product as hypothetical. The record is from RefSeq and is a predicted model, not a curated record. The transcript has 15 exons. NCBI's taxonomy places the organism in Eukaryota, Metazoa, Annelida, Clitellata, Rhynchobdellida, Glossiphoniidae. Bases 1 to 1659 code for a protein of 552 amino acids.
AUGCCUAAAAAUAGAUCUGAUGAUGAUGACGACGAUGUUGAUGAUAUGUUUACAGUGGAUGAUGAUGAUAAGGAUGACGAUGAUGAUGAUGAUAAAGCUAAAGGUGAGAAAGAAAGCAAACCCGAUGACAGUGAAUCUGCCAAGAAGGAGUGGCUACAAAAAAGAUGGAGACAAAAGAGAGAAGACCUGGCCAAAAUGACCUUCCUGGAACGAUUCAUAUUCAGUGACCCCGAGGAGUUGCAGUUUGCAUUAGGAUUCGUGUUGAGUUAUGCCAUUGCUUUUGCAUGGUCAGUGGGCAUGAGGUGCAUCACCUGCCUGAUGCUGCCCAUCAUAGGUUUCAUGUGCGGCUUUAACCUCAUCAAAAACCAAACCAAAAUGUUCCUGACCAUCAAAUUCAUUCCUAUGCUUGAUAUACUCAUUGCAUUAGUGAAAAACCAGGACAGGUUCCUAGACGAGUUAAUGAAAGUUGGUGAUCAGAUGAGGCAGUAUAUCGAUAAGAUGGAGCACGCUCUGACUAAAACAAUGGACGAGGUGUAUAAAGAUGAAGAAAACAAAGAAAAAGAUGAGGAGGAGGAGGAAGAGUACGAAGAGGAAGAGGGAGAAAAAGAGGAUGUGAGUGCAGAGUACAAGGAGGAAGAUGACAACGACACGGGGGAAAAUUUAAUCGAGAAGGCCGCCAAAGAGGCAAAGGAUAAGAAAAACGCCGAAUAUAAAGAGGGCCUCAAGAGGAAGGUCGUCCACAUGCUGAUCGAGAUCAGGUGCCAAUGUCAAGUGCCAAAAAAAUACUUGGGAUUCACAUGUGGCGAGAUUGGACUGGAUCUCGAUCCGAACAGUUACAGCGAGCAGUUCCUUAAGAUAAGGGAGCUCAUCGAUGAGUUUUUCAAUAAGGCUGAAGCCAGAUUUCAAUAUGAGGUCCCAGAUGUAGAUGAGGGAGAGGUGACGAUGGUGGUGACGGGCGAUCAAGUGGAAGCUGUCGCCAAGGAAGCCCAGAUGUUCAAGACUCUCCUGUUGGAAUUCUUCCAAAAGUGUAUCAUUAGAUUGAUACCCGUCAUUGCAUCUCAGUUAAUAACGUUCGCACUCUACUUUCUCGUUGGCUUCGCUGUCGACUAUUGCUUCGCCUGCCUACUACAGCUCUUUAGGACCUAUGCCGCCAUUGACUACAUACAUAAAGCCUCAGCCUUUUUCGAGGUUUACGGUUUCAUGGUGAUCAUCUUUGGCUUCUUCUUCGUCGAGCCGCAUCUCAAGAAGUUCUCCCACGUCAUCGCUGGCUUCUUCUACAGAAAGAGAGCCAAGAAGCGAACCUUGUACGUGUACAAUGACCUGCUGAAGAAAAGGAUUUGCUACAACCAUCAGUGCAGACAUACCGUUAGGAGGAAUAUCAAAGAGGACAAGUUUACUCUUCCAAUUGGAUUUUUCCUGUCACUUCGAUAUGCUUUUCCUGGCUAUUUUGAAUGGCUAACUCAUUUGGGGCUUGGCCUCCAGGAAUGCACCAUAUGUAAGGAUAAAGAGACUCGACAUUUCAAACACUGCCCUACUUUUCUGUGUAAGGCUACCUACUGUCCUGGUUGUUGGAUUGACAUCGGGUUCCGAUGUUAUGCCUGCAAGGAUGACGACGAUUGGUCAGAAUCGUCUGGGGGCAAUUCCAUUACUAACAAAUAG